This is a messenger RNA of Syngnathus acus (greater pipefish), 905 nucleotides long. RefSeq names its product cyclic AMP-responsive element-binding protein 1-like. Gene Ontology annotation, biological process: regulation of transcription by RNA polymerase II. NCBI's taxonomy places the organism in Eukaryota, Metazoa, Chordata, Actinopteri, Syngnathiformes, Syngnathidae. The transcript is spliced from 3 exons. Gene Ontology annotation, molecular function: RNA polymerase II cis-regulatory region sequence-specific DNA binding; DNA-binding transcription factor activity, RNA polymerase II-specific. The coding region runs from base 167 to 472 and encodes 101 amino acids. Gene Ontology annotation, cellular component: ATF4-CREB1 transcription factor complex; nucleus. The record is from RefSeq and is a predicted model, not a curated record.
CGCAGUGAGCAGCAGUCGACAUUGGAGUCCAGUGAUGUCAUAAUGAUGUCAAUGCCCCUAAUUGUAAGUUCCACAACCCUGCCGCCGCUGACUGUGGUAAUAUUUUAGUCAGAGUGAAGACGCGGGAAGGGACACGAUCUCUUGAAAAUCCUGGGAGUAAAAAAGUAUGGCUGUUACUGGGGAUGAAACAGAAACAGGCUCCACAGGUGAACUCACGGGCACCAGCUCCAUCCACCCGCUGGCUGUGGCACAAAGCAGCAGUCACAGCCACCAGAGACCUUUUGAGGAUGUGACACAGAAGAGGGAACAGCGCUUGAUGAAGAAUAGGGAAGCCGCCCGGGAGUGUCGACGGAAGAAGAAAGAGUAUGUUAAAUGUCUGGAAAAUCGGGUGGCGGUGCUUGAAAAUCAAAACAAGACUCUGAUCGAGGAGCUUCGGGCCAUGAAAGAAAUCUACAGACACAAAGUUGAUUGAUUGAAAAGGAGAAAGGACAAAUACCCGCAAAACUUUCGGUAAAGCAUUUCGUCUGCAAAUCCCUGUUGUUACAUAUUUGUGAUUUCAGACUCAUGCCAACAUCAGUAAACAACUACAUUCUGGUUCAAAUCAGUCUUCAAGAUCAUGAGUUGGAAACAGGAGGAAAAAAUGAAGCACACAAAGAUGCAAGUAAGACAAAACCAGGGGUUGUUGAUGAAUUUUUUUUUGGAGGUUUUUUUUUUCAUCCAAAUGUAAUUUAGAUUCAUGUGAUAUUUUGUGAUUGGCAAACUCAAAUUGCUAACUAGCAAGAAAGUUCAAAUUUUACAUAGCACAUAUGUGCAAAUGUUAAAUUAUGGCAGUUACUGGUACGGUUAUUCUUUUCCUAUAGAAAAGUACAUGUUUGCAAAUGUCUUGUUUUGAUUAAACACAUAAA